Messenger RNA from Bursaphelenchus xylophilus (pine wood nematode), 3731 nucleotides. NCBI's taxonomy places the organism in Eukaryota, Metazoa, Nematoda, Chromadorea, Rhabditida, Aphelenchoididae. The record is from the annotation of a GenBank genome assembly.
AUGUGCGACAUCUCGGACCUUGACGAUCUAGUGGAAGACGUAAAAAUCAGCAAUCAAAAGUGAGUUUUAUCAAUUUUUUGUUUCUCUUUUGUUCUCAAGAGUAUCGCUAUAACUUAUCACAGUUUUUGGCUUUAAUUUUCCCGUGUUUAAACCUAGUUUUGUCUGUUUUUAUGCCUAGUAUAAUAUAAUUUUUAGAUCUUCGAAAAACGACUCCUUCUCGUGUCAAGAUAGUCACGGGAGGUCCAAGGAGCGAGGAAAUCACGGGACGUGCAAUUUUAAAGUCAGUGGGAAUCUUCCAGGGACCAGUAAUUUCAUCCGACCAGUUGCUCAAGGUGAAGAUGAUGAAUCGGUUCAGGUGACCGUUGUGUCGACAAAGUUGGAUGCCAAAAACUUUGAGUAGGUUGUUUAUGAAGCUGUCUUUGAUUUUUGAAUAUUUUAGGGCCUGGAAAAUUUCUUCUUCCUUUAGUUUUUAUCAAAACUACCUAUUUUUAGGUAUAAAUCAGAGUUUUUGCCGUCGAAAAGGGCCCAAAAAGCCCUGGAUCACCUUGGAUUCAACGAUUUUUUACCUGUUCAACGUGUUGCCCAGCCUUUUAUCUCAAAAUUUCCCUCGAGUGAUUUCAUUAUCAAAGCCCCAGCCGGUUCCGGGAAGACUUUUGCCUAUCUGAUCCCAAUUAUUGACCAAAUCCAGCGGAUCAAGGAACAGGAGAACUCCAAACUUAUAAAUAAAGUAGCGCCGUAUGCUGUGGUUGUCGCGCCGACAAGAGAAUUGGUUUCGCAACUCUACCAAGAGACCAAAAGUUAUUUGACAGGUCAGUUGCACUGUGCACAAAACAAAAUGUUACAAAAUUGCACGGUGCAAUAAAAUUUGAUGCGAUUUUUGCACGGUGCUAGGGCAAGAAAAUCACUGCGCACUGUGCGAUCGAAUUGAAAACUUUUUUCGUUGCACUGUGCAGUCAAAAAAUGGAGAAAUUGCACGGUGCAAUAAAAUUUGAUGCGAUUUUUGCACUGUGCAAGAGCAAGAAAAUCGCUGCGCACUGUGCGGCAGAAUUGAAAACUUUUUUCGUUGCACUGUGCAGUCAAAAAAUGGAGAAAUUUUUUCUGCACUGUGCAGUAGAAAUCAUUGGAAAUAAUUGCACAGUGCAUUGAAAAUUGGAUUUUUUGGUACACUAUACCAAAAAAAUCAUCUUAUUUGGGGUAUUUCCGGCACAGCGAAAUAAAAUUGAAAGGAUUUUUUGAUUGCACUGUGCGGGAAUUUUUGAAUACUUUUUUUUGCACAGUGCAGUGUAAAAAAUUUGCGCGAAAUUGCGAUGUGCAUUUGAAAUUUCGAAGUAAAUUUUACAGUGUAGAUUAAAAAUGGGAUCUUUUUUCCCACUAGGCGGAAAAAAAAAUUAUUCCGGGUCUGCACAGUGCAGUAAAACCUGAUUUUUUUCGUUUGCACUGUGCGGAAAAUUUAGUGAUAAAAAUUUCAAUUUUCCUUAAAAAUUGCGGUGUAAAAAUUGGAAAGCCAGAUAUUUUGACCAAAAACUGUCUCAAAGCAACAAAUUUUGUAUUUAUUUUCAGGCUACUCCUCCAACAUUCGCUGUGCCGUUGGAUUUGGCCAACAGGAAAUGAAGAACUCCUCCGCAUCCGUCGCCGAUGGCUGUGAUAUCACAUUCCUGACGCUGGGACGACUGAAACAUUAUUUUUCUUCCGGAAGCACUCCGAGUUCGAUUCGUCUCGAUUUUCGGAACCUGAAAUAUUUGGUACUUGACGAAGCGCAGUGUUUUAUACCGGAUGGAGAUAAAAAUGUGGGCGAAUACAAUGCGUUUGGCCGAUUUUUUGAUGCUCUUGUAUGAGGGAGCAUUUUUUUAAUGGGUUUGGGGGUUUUUGAAGCUUUUACGAGGGUUUCCUGAUCUUCAGGGUUUUCGUGGUGGGACCAAAAGUUGUUAUUUUAAAUUCGAUUUUUUUACAAUUCUGGUGUAGUAGUAUUUUUCCAAGACCUAGAAUUAUGUUUCUGAUAAUUUUCCUAAUUUACCGAAGCCAUUUCUAAUUUAGAAAUUUUCGCGGUGGGACCCAAAAUCGAAAUUUUUUAUCCAAUUUUUAGCCGUUCAUGUGAACUCUAACUGACGGUAUAUGACUUCUAGAUGAUACAAAAAAUUUAAUUUAUAAUUUUCAGCUUAAACACUCCGAAAAUUCCGAAUUUUUGCAAACGAUUUUGGUCGGCGCCGAAUUGGAUCUGAAAAAGGUCGCACUGUGCAAACAACUGAUCCGAUCUGAUCAUAUUGCAAUCCACGUGGUCCCAAAAGCCCUGAAAGGCGUUAUCUGUGAAGCCAUCGAAGUUGUAAGUUAUUUUUCCGGGAAAAAAAUUGAUUUUUUCCAAAAAUUUGGCUUUUUAAGCAAAAAAUCUCAAAUUUUCAAAGUUUCUGUGAUGUAAAAACGCUAAUUUUUAUUUCAGAAGCAGCCUGACCACAGAUUCUUGGUUUUUCUCCGAUUUGUACUCGAAUUUAUGGAAGAAAAACGCAAUAUCCCCCAAAAAAUCUUGAUUUUUGUCAAUACAACGGUCCAAGCGAGGAGAAUUUGCUAUGCCCUGAGAGGCAACAACGUCCAAGCUGGUGCCUUGCACUCUGAAUUGACCCAAAAAGAAAGACAGACGGCUUUGACGGACUUUCAAGACGGGACUUUGGAUGUUUUGGUGAGCACUGACGUCAUCUCGGCCGGAAUGAAUUUCCCCGACUUGGAUCGUGUGAUUUUGUAUGAGUUGCCAAGGACAGAGGACUUUCAGUAAGUUUGGAGAGCAGUUUGGGUUGAUUUGGAGGGAUUUGCGUUGGUUCCCAGCGGUUCUGGGAGAAUUCAGGUUUUCGUGGUGGGACCCGGAAAUGUAAAAAAAUACCGAAAGUAAGGCAAUCAAAAUAGUUUUAGCAGAUUUAGAAAGCAACUACGGUCCCCAAAGUUCACAAAAAUGGGGUUUAUAAGGGAUUUUAGAAAAUUCAGGUUUUCGUGGUGAGACCCGGAAAUGUAAAAAAAUAUCCAAAUAAGGCAAUAAAAAUGUUCUUAAUAGAUUUAGAAUACAGCUAUUGUCCCCAUAAUUGAUAAAAAUGAGAUUUAUAAAGGAUUUUAGAAAAUUCAGGUUUUCGUGGUGGGUCCUAAAAGUCAAAAAAUGUGGUGAAAUACAGAAUACAACAGGUUUCCAACCAUUUGAGAGCUUCAGAAGGAUCGCAAAUUGCAUGAUACCGAAUUUUUGGCAAGAUUUGGACCGAUUCAGGUUUUCGUGGUGGGACUCAAAUGUAAUUUCAAAAAGUGUUUAGGUUUCUUUUAAUAUUUGGGGUAUGCAAAAAAUAGGACCUUCUAAGGCUACUAUAAAGUUUUCAGAGCAUACUUUCCGAAAUUGGCUAAAAUACGAGGCUUUAAGAUUUAAAAAAGUCAAAUUUUUGCGAAAUUUUGGUAGAAAACUCGAUUUUUUUGCUCAAAGAGUGAUAUUUUUCGUAUAAGGAAGUUACAUCCUACGUAUUUUAAUUUGUUUUCAAUUUCAGAAAGACGUUCAACCAGAGAGUUGGUCGAAUUGGACGUCUGGGCAAUAAAGGGCAUCUCACUUUCUUCUAUAAUUACCGAGACGAUAAAGUGCGAAGCCCUCAGAUUAGACAGGUAACCAAUUUUGUUGUUUUUCAUAAUAAUUUUUAUUCGUAUUUUAGGUAUUUGAAAAAUAUGGAUCUCCAAUUCCCCCGUUCUUGCAGCCAGACGAAGAAAAACUGUGA